AUGCCGUCGUCAGAAUACACAUCCGCAGGCGGCGGGCUCAAACUCAAGGGCGCCAAAAACGCCGGCAUAGAAAAAAGNCGCAAAAAGAAAUCGUCCAAAUCAUCCGCCGUCGCCGUCGCCGCCGCUGCGACAUCAUCAAAGGACACAACACCCGCCAAAGACACAUUCGACCCUGAGAACACCACAGAUCUCGAGCAGAGGGAAAAGAACAAGGAAGAGAGCCUUGUGCCCGAUGACGGCAAGACAGAAUACGAAAGACGCCAUGAAGAAACCAGACGCAAGCGCGAAAAACUGAUGCGCGAGGGUGUCAAGACACACAAGGAACGUGUCGAGGAGUUGAAUAAGUACCUGUCGACUCUGAGCGAGCACCAUGACAUGCCUCGCAUCGGCCCUGGAUAA
Aureobasidium vineae is the source of this 399-nucleotide messenger RNA. The record is from the annotation of a GenBank genome assembly. NCBI's taxonomy places the organism in Eukaryota, Fungi, Ascomycota, Dothideomycetes, Dothideales, Saccotheciaceae.